Molecule: messenger RNA, 1345 nt
Organism: Notodromas monacha
Lineage: Eukaryota; Metazoa; Arthropoda; Ostracoda; Podocopida; Cyprididae
Source: the annotation of a GenBank genome assembly
GGAAGCGGGAAGAAGAAGCAGAGAAAAAAUAAAUGAAGCCUGGAUGAUGAAGAAUCUUGAAAGUUGAGGGGAAUUCCGUCGCCGGUUUGCUGCUGGAGGCGUCCCCGUCAUAGAGAAUGCGUGUCGCCGCCGUCCUCUUCGCGUGUGUCGCCGUCGUCCAUGGAUUUGCUGGGAAUUUGUUGAACCCAAGAGCAGCAGCUGGGCAGCGCAGUAGUGAGGAGUAUGCAAAGCCACAGACAGCAACUCAGUCCACAACAGACAGUGAGGAUUACAUGGAAGACAAGAAAUCUAAGCAUCCAGGCCACCACCCCACUGUGGGGUACUUCAAAAGACUGUGUGCAGGAGACAAAGGAGUCCUUGAUGAUCAGAAUAGACACAUUCCACCCAUGAGAGAAGAGGAGAUUGAUCAGUGGUUCAAAGUCCAUGAGGUCUUGUGGACUCAUCCACCAACUAUUGUCUACAAGGUGAAUGAUGAAGAAAACUUGGCAAUGUACACAAAGAAAAGGGCAGAAAACUGGAAAAAUGCCAAGUCCAGGAAGGGCAGGCAUUCAGAGGUGUCAUCUAACUUCAUUGAUCCCAACUAGUCAUCUGCAACAGUCCAGAACACAGAUGUCGCCCCUCAACACCAUCAUCCAGAUGUCACCAGCAUAUAGCAGGACAAAUGAAUCCCUUUCCACCACCUUUUCGUGUUUGUGGUGUUUUCUUUUUCAUUUCUGUCUUUCACCCUUGUGUCUCAUGUUCUUUGAAACCCGGAACUUUUUUUCUUUUUUUUUUGUGGCGAGGGACACAGAGAAAAAAAAAGUGAAGGACACAAAUGCUUUCAAAUCCUCCUUUCAUCCAAGCCGCGGUUUUGCCUUUUUUUGCGCAAACAAAUCGUCACGAAAACUCAUCACGUUUUGCAAACAUGAAGCAAAUCAAACACGAAAAAUUUUUUUUGCGAGGAACGACGGACAGGAAGAAAUUAGAAGAGAAAGAGAGACACACAGUUUAUAGCGAGCAGAAAAUAUACGAACUUGAGCAAACGCCUGAUUUCCGGCACCUGCUGUUGCUCUUAAUAUUCCCUUGAGGAGGAAAGGGAACAUACAAAAAAAAGAGGGAGGAAAAAAGAAAAAGCUCCCUUCUUUUCAUCAAAAUUUGUUCAUUUUUCAUUUCCUCUUCAUUGACUGAACAGGUGUAGGGCGAGGCCACUGGUGUUCCUGUGAAACACUGUUUCAGAAUGUCCAGCUUAGACUUGGCUCCAGUUUCCAUCUUGUGCCUGGUAUUAGUUUGUGCUAGUGGGGAUCAAAGAAUCAAGAAAACAUCUUCCUCUGGUAAGUGAUUCUGUGACAAAAUAUAAUUGGGGGGG